This is a messenger RNA of Cheilinus undulatus (humphead wrasse), 13483 nucleotides long. It is a transcript of the gene tlcd3a, whose product is annotated as TLC domain containing 3A. The transcript is spliced from 5 exons. Gene Ontology annotation, biological process: lipid homeostasis. NCBI's taxonomy places the organism in Eukaryota, Metazoa, Chordata, Actinopteri, Labriformes, Labridae. Gene Ontology annotation, cellular component: membrane; endoplasmic reticulum. The record is from RefSeq and is a predicted model, not a curated record. Bases 160 to 990 code for a protein of 276 amino acids.
CCUCAGCAGUGUUUGCGUGUGGAUGGUGGACGGUUCCCGGUGAAAAAACACCGACCCCCGGCCUCACGAAAAUGCCUGUACGCCGCUCAUAAACGGGAGAAAGCCUUGGAGGAGAGACGGUCAGGUCGCCGGGCAGCUUUAGAGGAAAAUACCGGCAGGAUGUUGCAAGUUUUAGCUUGUGGCGCCGUAGUUUUCCCCGGUCUCUUCCUCGCCUUCAGGAGGAUCCUGCCGUGUGUGUUCAAACAGUGGAGCGAUGCAGACGUGGUGCUCGUCAGCGAGAGACUGGUGUCCUCCAUCCAUGCCAUCAUGGCAACCACAGCAGGAGUCAUCGUUGUGUCAUCAUGCCGGGGAAACGUCAUUAAUGAAAGGCACUGGCUGGCCACUUACUUCGUCAUCUGGUACGGCGUCCCCUACAUGACAUACGACAUCUUUGCCAUGUACCUCAGUCACUUCUACCGCUUCAGAGUCAAAGGGCACGAGGACUACAAGCAGCACUCACUGAGGACAGUGAACUCAUUCGUCCGCAGAGAGUUUCUGCUGGUGUUACAUCACAUCGCUCUGCUCACCAUCCUGCUGCCCGUCACUCUGUUCUUCAGAAAAGACCAGGGGGAUUUCUUCAUCGGCUGCUUGUUUCUAACAGAGCUCAGCACGCCCUUCGUCUCCCUGGGGAAAAUACUCAUUCAGCUCAGCCUCCAGGACUGCUGGCUGCACAAGGUCAACGGCGGCAUGGUGCUGCUCACCUUCUUCAUGUGCCGCAUCGCCCUCUUCCCCUACAUGUACUGGGUGUACGGCCAGCACUACGGCAUCCCGCUCUACAGCGUCCCCUUCCACCUUCCGCUCUCCACCAACCUGGGCAACUCGUGCAUCCUUGCGCCGCAGGUCUACUGGUUCGUCCUGCUGUGCCGAAAGGGCUACCGUCUUUACAGACGCAGUCGCAGUCAAGACUCGUCUCCUGUGGCCACCGUCACUGACAAUACAAAGGAGGAUUGAUAUCCGAUUCACGACUGCUCGCUCAAGCCGCACACUCAGCUACUAAUACAGCUACUUCUGCAGAAGGCACUCCUUUGACUAAACCCCACCAUCGUACUGUAGUACACCAGGACUGCCUGCUCUCAUCCCAUGACUCCUGGGCAUUUUCCGCACACUUUUACUCCUCUGUUACAAAUCUGCUGCUGAAGUGGACCUCUCCUUGGAUACUGUUCUACUACUGAAGUUUCAAGAUUUUUUUUUCUGGAUUUUGCUCUUUCCUGGAUAUUUUUGGAGUGCUACUGCAUCUGUCAACAUUUAUAACACUGAAGAAAAGUCAUAUUUGCUUCACCGAGUAUAAAAAUGUGGAGUAAAAAAGCUGCAGAAACCGAAGAAGAGCCUCCAUGGAGAGACUUGAUCUUAUCUCUUAUUCCUACUGUGUUUACAGCCUCUGCUGAUUCUGAAGGUCUGUUACAGCGUGAGUGUGUGAGCGGCUGAUAUGACAGGUUGUAUUUAUUUCUAUGGAUUUGCUGUGACGUGUGGGAUAGCUGCAUUUCCUUUCCGAUCCUUUCACUAAUCACACUGAAAAGAAGGUAUAGUGGUGGGAUUCUGAUUCAGGCAGUAUUAGUUGGAAAAAUGCUGAAGAAAAGUCGUCAUAUUUAAGAGCUUAAACCUGCAUUUACUCGCACCCUGUUAAUGUGAUAGGCUCUGGUUUUUACCUCUGUUUAUUUUGGUUGUAGUUCUCACCUCAGUUUGAAAAUCUGCAGAGACAAACCUCAUAUUUGUCACUAUAACUUCCCUCACACUUUCAUAGCCCUGAUGUAUUUGCUUUCAGAGGUUGAACCCUUAAACAGGGCGCUAACUCUGUGUGCAAGAGUUACUGCUGCACAUCAAUUUCAGCUUCAACAAAAUCACUUUUUAUGAAUUAAGUUUGGCUGUAUCUUUGAGCGGUAAUGACUCCAACAAAGGAUACACUGAUACCCUUUUUAUCAGACCAAGUACAAGUACUCAUAUUUGGGCAGGCACUGAUAAAGAAAAGUAAUAUGGACACUCAGUUAUACCAUAACAGUUCUUGGAAAUUAUGCUGAAAGUUUGUUUUAUUUUCCUUAAAUAUUCCUCCAUCCUCUUGAAAAUUUUAUGAGUAUGGCUUAAUUCCAAUACACCCCUACCGUUUAGUCCUACCCCUGUUUUUUUCAAGUUGUCAUCGAGGGGUAGGGAGUCCUAAUUCUUUUUGGGAUGGAGUGAUAGGGUGUAGUGCCAGGGGUACAGCCUCUAUUCUGAUAGGACAGCUGAAGAGAGAGACAUGGCCUUAAGGCAGGGGUGUCCAAACUAUGGCCCGGGGGCUAAAUGCGGCCCCCAGUCCAUUUUCUAAAGGCCCACUGCAAAUUCUAAGAAUAAAAUGAAAUAUUGCCCACAUUGGAACUUGAAGCGAGACUGUAUUGUACUUCUUAGUUUCAGCACAAGGUGGUGCUACCAUGCUAAAUCUGUAAACAAACAUUUUGACAAUAACAAUUUAUUUGUGUUUUUUUGUGAUUAAAUUGAGACAACACUGCAAAUGGUUAACAUAAUGGCAACCAAAAUAAUAACAAAAUUCUGAUUUAUAUUCCCUUAUUGAUUGCCAGUGGGAGCCAGGGCCCACAGAGCCUCCCGAAAAUCCUUAAAGUUAUCAACUUUUUUGCCUUGUCAGCUAUUGAUAAGCCAUUUCAGCAUGCCUUGACUUACAUUUGAUUGGUUUUGCUGACUACAGUACCCGGAAGAAGAGGAAGUGGCCCCAUCAUCCUUAUACAAUUCUGUAUGUAGCCCUUGGUGUAAAAGUUUGGACACCCCUUCCUCAAGGUCUUUGCACACACACAUGAUACGUUCAUGUUUUACUUCAUUGUGAAAAUUUGCACAAGCUUUACACAAGCUGGUGCAUCAUAGUACAGGUAGAGCAAUCAUGUUCAGAGGUUGAUAUCCAUUUAGUACAAUAUAUAAUAAGGAUUAUAUAAUGGUCCUUUUGAUUAUCAAUAAGCAUUUUUUAAAAACCCUCAUACUAGCAAUGUCCUGAAUCGUUGUUGUGUGUGUUUACAGAAAUGCUGUCAGCAAUUGCUGAACUUGAAGCGUCAUCCAGUUUCUUCAGAGAUUUCUCCACCUUUCCUCGUAACUCUACUUUAAGAAGCAGGGUUAGAAUGGGACUGAGCCAAAGAGUACUUGGUUUUGGUCUGGGUACCGGUGCAUCCCUGUGGAUUAUCUUUACUGUUAGAUCCAUCCCUCUUUUGCGUUUAUUUUUUCCGAAAAGCAUGACAUCAAAAAAGUCCAUGCUAGAUUGUUUUUUUUUUUUUAGGUUCAAAUUGAAAGUUCAGAAAAGAAAGCAAUGCCAAAAAUACAGACCAGACUCCUUUUAUUGUCUUAAAUAUGAAAAUACAAAGCCAUAGUAGGAUAACAAACGGCACGUUUGGAUUUAUGUACACCGAAGUGCAAAGAUUGGUGAAAAUCAGCUUUUUAAAUUUCCUGCUCCUUAUUUUAUUUGCAUAUCUGAAGGUUUUUACCCAACUUUACAGAGUAGACUUGAAGCAAGGUUUCUACUACUGCUACUGAAAGUUUCAUCUUUUACAUCCACAGUCUGCUUUAGGAGACACUGGAGCGUCGCAGCUGUGAUGCUAACAGCUUUAGCCAACGCAGGGCAGCUCAGGACAACAGUCUUUAAGGGUCUGUUCUGGUGAAAUGAGGUUUUUGGAGAGCUGUUUUCACCUGUGAUGGGUUAAGCUAGUCAGACUAUAGAGAGGUUGAUGUGGACAUGUGGGAUUAAUGCCUAAUUUGAGACAAACUCAGGGCUAAGGUCAGAGCAAUAAGGACUUAAACCGAGGAGUCACAUUUCUGAGCCUCAAAAUAUCAUUUUGAUCAGGAGUGGUUAUUCCUGAAACAGAUCUCUAUCAAGCUGUCACUGUCUUAGUUCCCGGGAGGCUGCAGAGAUUUCUACGCACUUGUUGAGUGUCAGCUGUUGCAUCGAGCUAUUCACACAGGGCUGUAUAUAUACUUCAUGUUUUUACAUCAUGUUUUAGUUUGAUCACAGGAAAAUAGUUGAAAACCUAUAUCUAAACAUCAUAUUUAGCUAAGAGGACCAUUUUUUAAUCUUUUUGUUGGAUUCACAGUUGCAUAAAGACAUUUAUCUUAAAUCCUGUAUGAUAGAUGCUUCACUUUCUGAGAGUUUUAUUUCUUCAUAUCAAAGAAUGAAUAGGAAAUAUUAUCGCCACAGGGUCAGCUACACACCCCUGAGGUUAAUUUAUCUCUAUGAUAUUAAUAUUCCCAGUCUUUUAAGCUUUAGAGUCAACUUAUUGUGCAUAAAUGGCCUUUCAGUGUCCUGCAAAUUUAAUCUAUGCAAAAAAACAGGUUGUGGUGCAUGCAAACAACACUUAUGUCAAGUCAUAUCACCUCAGUACGCUCUGUCCUGUUCAAUAUUAGGGACCAUUCAUUUCCUUUGACUAUACUACUCUACUGGGACUCCACAGAUUCAUCUUCAUAUCUUCCUCUUGACACUUGUCUUUCAAAAAUACCUCACCAAAUUUUCCACUGCUUCAAAUCAGCUAAAAACAAAGCAUAUCCGUACUUUUUCACAACUUUUAUAGCAAUCAAAGAGGAGUUUACAGCUGCUGCUUGGUCAUUUUCUUUCAGAUACUGUUUUGAUAAAACUGACUUUUUUUUCAGCGAAUCAAGAGUUGUUUGAAUCAAUUGGAUGGUAGCCUGCUUAGAUCAAACCCAGCUCCAGUGCAGUUCUGACAGUGGCCAUGAACUUUUGUCUUCAGUAAUGCAGAAAAAGCCUUACCUUUUCAAUAGAGUUUGCACCCUUGCAUACUAAUCCAAAAUGUUCAAACCGAAAUCUCCCUGUCAUUGUGAAGGCCAGCUUUGUCUAAACGUUUCCUGGAGGAAGUUUGCGGGACAGCAGCCACUGUGAAUCAAGAAACAAGUCUGGGAUCAAUGCGUGGGUUUACAUGGACUUAAGUAUUCUGGUUAUGGGCCAUAUCCUGGUUUUGAUGAUAUUUGGGAUCCUGUGUUUACAUACACAGAGAAACCUGGUUAAUCAUAUCCCUGUAUACAUUAGAAAUACAAGUAUCCUGGUUUCUGUUUCCCGCAUUGUUUGCACAGGCUUCUGUGAUGUUUAGGCAGCUUUUAGGUUGCGUGUCCAGAGCCGGCUUCAAUUCUAGUGAGGUUCUUGUCUGGGCUUAUUGUUGCCACGUUACAAAAAAAUUAAUCCCCCUUUACUCAGUGGAAGCUGUUACCUUGUUUUAAAAUAUUUCUAUGGGCUUGAUUAUUUCCACAUUUUCAAGACAAUGCACACAGAAGACAUGCACACAAUGUAAGGGAAUCCUGUCCUGACACAGGCAGCAGCUGCAGAACUGAAAACUACCCUAGAAGAAAGACGAGUCAGAUCGGUUUCUCUUCGACUGUUGUCAGAAGUCCCGCCCCUUAUUGAUCUUGGCAAGUGACAUUGAUGAGUGCAGCACUGUUCCAAGAUAUGAACUGUUUUCACCAGAGAGCGCUUUAAGCAUGGAGUCAAAAACAGCUGACGUUGGGCAGAAAAGCCCAGGGCGCUGAUCGCUCAGAACGUUGGACUACUACGAUUAGUUUUGAAUCAAAACAAAUGCUAAAAAAGGCUGGCUAUGGACACAGGCCCUCACAACAGAAACUGAGGCAUUCUUUUUAAAUCAGAGAAAGAUGAGACCAUUGUGAAUUACUUUGGGUGUAACAUUUUUAAAUGCCAGUAUCAUGUUGAAGAUAUUGUAUUCACCUCAUUCCAACAAUGCUUCGAUUCUUGUGAAUAUGCGGCAAUUAGAAUUAUUAUUAAUUACUAAGAAAGUUAAAAGACUUUGACUUAAGCAAUACUACAAGUGAAUUCAUUCACUAAAUAACUGUCCUGGACACAAGCUCAAACUUUUACUUUGAAAAGUACACUUGAAGAGGCAUCUUUUCUACAUUUCAGAUUUGGGACAUUUUGAUAGACUUAGCAGGAUUAAUGCCAAUCUUGCCAAGACCAACUCUUUCUCUGCCUCACAUCCAACAUAUUUCAAAUUAUCUGAAGUUAAAUAAACAGUUUCAUCAAAGUCGUGCCUAUGUAGGUAGUCUGCAGCUGUCAGGAAACAGGAUAUAAUGUAUGCAUGGCACAGUAUCCUUCUUUCUGGAAUUCUCCAGGUAGCAAAACUGCUUUUCGAAAGGUGUACAUGCACAAACAGAAACCAUAAUACUCAGAAUACCUGACAGAAACCAUGAUCUUAAAGAUAUUACAGGGAAACAUACAGCCUGCAUUGCUUGCAAUUAGUAAAACUAUCUGCGCCGGCAGCUGAAAAUUUAACUUAUGGGGUGUCUUGAAUCAGAUUUAGUAAAUCAUAAAGAUAUUGACAUCUUAUUUCAAUUCAGCAUUGCUUUACUGGCAGAUAUUUUACUUGUUAAUAGCAAAUCAGACCCUCUUUUUCUAUUGUAAUAUCUUCAAUGAAUAUGUCUGUUUGGACUUGUUUGCUAAAUGUGGAUCAUAGUAAAUCUAAUGGGAUAUUUCUGAUUAUAAAUUAGAUAAAUGUACUCGCAAGGAUCUGAGUUACAGCAGAAAAUGAACAUCAUGAAGGUUUUGCUGAAUAAGUCAAUUUAUUGUGUGAUUUUGUUUUUCUUCUAAAGCCGAAAAGUUUUCCUGAGAUAAAUCAAAUUUCAAGCUUCAGAUCUGCUUUAAAGCCCAGGGCGCUGCUGUUGCAUUGUGGGAUGUGUAGUGUGACUGUAAUUGCUGGCAUGUAAAAGCUUCUUGCUGGUGGGCAGACAGGCUGUUUGCUGACGAGCAGCGUGAGGAUGAGGUGGUCAGGAGGGCCGAGCAGCUGAAUGAUGGGAUUGUUUGUCUGGGUUGGAUGAAGUCCAGGAGAGUGCAGGCCUCUUUCUGUCCAGUGCUGACCGGGCUGCUCUUUCUGGAAACAUCCCAGGCUUUUUGUCCUGCUUCAGUCCAACUCCUAAACCCUUUUUCUGGCCUUUUACAUCCACUUGUAUUCUAACAUGAUGAAAAAGUGGUCAAAACUAAACAGCCUCCAAGAUUGAACGCCAAAUUGCAUGCAUGUCCUUUAUUUUUGUUCUUUAAUUUAAGCUUGUCUAAAAUCUGUACUUUUCACUGCUGUUUGGAGCAAUGAUCUCACCAAAAGUCAGCCAUUUUUAUUCUUUAUAUUAAACAUUCAAAGCUGCAGGUCAUUCCCAUGGUCGGCUGCUUUUUAUUACCAGUGUUUCCCCCCCGGCCAGGCUCCAUCCUCCCAUCAUUUCUGCUAGUGUCUUUCUUGGCUGAUGCUCUGUGCAGUGAUGAAAAGUUGCUGAGAGCAGAGUGAACCCUCCCUCCCUCCUCUCUGCUGCCAUCUGUCGUCAGGAUUAUCUGCCUGUCCACUCAGCAGUUUACAUACAGAGCCAGCUGGGAUUAGCAGUGCCAGGAGGGCAUUUCCUAUUAAGACCGUGCAUGCCUCCUUUAUAGACUGCUACCUUCAGAUACAUAUAUUUACAGUUUCAGCCACUUUAACCUCAAUCCUCCACUGAAAAACCUCAUCAGUCAGACUGGUGAAAGGAUUUUGAUUGGACUUAACUGAAUCAUUUCAGAUUAAUGUUUAGUUUUCUGGAUUAUUUGGAUAUGGUAAUAGAAAAUUCUUAAAUCUGUUCAUCCGACUACCAUUUCUUUCUUAUCUAGAGUUAAAAAAAAGACUUCAAAUUAUUUUGGAAUAAACUUUUUGAAGUGUAGAAGCAGUUGUGUAACAAGCAAAGGUCAAGCCUGUUGUCAUUAGAGGGAGAUGUUAACAUAUUCUUUCCCUUUGCUAGAAUUGUUUUUUACAUUUAAAGGGUUGUCAUAACACCAGAAUUUUAAACUGAUAUGAUGCUGGUAAAAAUCAAAUGAUAUUCAGAUAUAUUUGGAUGCAACAGAAAUAGAAGCUAAAGUCCCCUAAUUUUGGUUGUUUUCUAUGUUUUUUUGAUUAAUUUGCAAGGAAACUCGUUCACACUACUAAUGUUUUUGUGCAAUUGACCCCAUAAUUUGUUCUUGCUUCAGUACUCUAGAUAAGGGGGGUCAAACUCAAUCCCAGCAGAGGCCGGAUCCUGAAUUAAGGUCUAACCUGAGUGCCUAACAGGGUCAACAUUUAACACCUCAAUUCCACCAGGCUCACAAGCUGAGAUAAAAGUCAAACUUAUUAGUUCAAAAGGUCAAACCAUGAAAUUUAGAGAGAGAAUAUUGACUGAAAACAUAAAUUCAUUUAUUUUCCCACAUUUCUGACUUUUUAUCUAAUUACUUUCUUACUCUUUUUCAUUUUUCAUGACUUUACAAGGAUAUUUUAAAUCAUCAUGGUUACAUUUUUAUACUGGAGGAAGUCUGCAGAUCUUGUGGGCCAGGUAUUACUGCAUCACAGGCCAGAUUUGGCCCCCGGGCCUUGAGUUUGACACCCCUGCUCUAGAUCAUAAACACAGCAGACAUGGUAGUGUUUUUAACACGUGGUAUUGGAGAGUAUCAACGUGUCAGAAAAUCUGGCAACCUUAUAUUUUAAGAAAACCAUUUUUAACUCUUUGUUACUAAGACCUGAUUCAGACAGAUCCAUCUGAAGGUUAAACAGACUGUCAAACUUCUGUAGAUGUUUUAGCUUGAUUGCUUUGGACCAUUUAGAUUUUAACAGGCUUAAAGCAUUACAUUCCACCUUUUUCUUUGGUUUAAUCAUCAACAGUUAUCUGUCUUGUGCUUUUCAUUGUAGUGGUUUUUAUUCAUGCAGUUUAGAUCCGUCUCUGGUCAAUAAAGACAGAAAAAUUCUAUGACUUUAAGAACGUGUGACCAACAUUGAAAUAUAAUUAGCGAUGCGUGAUAUUGAAUUUUAGCCAAUAUCCAAUAUGCUGAUAAUUUUAAAUUAAUUCAAGCCAACGCUGAUAUCAAUACCCAUGUAUAAAUGUUAUUCAGACCUAAACCUUCAGUCCUUAGAACACAUUUUAAAGUUAAAGGAUAAACAGAACAAGACUCUAUAAGUCUGUUAUUCCUGCUUAAAUCUUUACAAACUUAUUCCUACAUAUGGCCAGUAUUUACAGCUGAUACAAGAGAUUGACUGAUCACUGAUAUUUGGAAUCGAUAUGUAUUUAGAAUGACUGACAAAAUGAACCUAAUGGGAAAAGAGUAAAAUUGCAUGAUCAAGAUAAUGAAAUAUGCCAUAUGUGCUGUAGGUCGACUAUACCCUGGCUUCAGUUUUGACUGGCUGGUGACAUCUAGCCAAUCAGAUUGGACAUAAAACCUUAAAAGUCAAAACAGAGCCAUAGGCAAAAACACCUUGUAAAGUCAAAGGAGCACAAGUUUUUCAUUUGAUCAAUUAUCUGUGAAACAAAAUGCUGAUACAGCUAAUUGGCCAAAUGCCAGAUAUAAGUCUAAGUUGUUGGUUUUCAGUUUUUUCCCCAAGGUACACCUAAGAGUAAGCCAUAAUCUCAAGGUACACCAUAUCCAUACAACAUAGCCUCUUUAAAGCACUAACUUCAUCAGUGUAUAGUUGUGGUAAUAACAUAUGAUUGUAUAAAUCCUUGUGUUCCUUGCCACACUAUUUGAGAGACACUGGUCUAAGUAAUCAGCCAGGCCAUGAUCAGUCGACCCCAGUAUCAUCAGAAAGUUUUGUAUCUGCUGGCACUGAUAUUGUGCAUUUUUAAAUAUGAUUUCUACACCUUCUUGAUUACCCCCAUAUAGCCUGAAGACACAACACAUCUCUGCAAGGACCAGGGUGAUGUCAAGAAUUACCAUCAAGGGCUUUUUAUGCAUUAGCCGUUGCAAAGCCAGUACAAAAACUGGAGUGAUACUAGCUGGUCUAUAGCAGCGCCAAAUACUACAAAAGAUGUCAUAGUCAAAAAGUCUGUGUUGGUUGUUUUACAGGUUGCAUUAUGUUUAGAAUAUUGGAGAUGAGUUGCUUUUAUGGUUUACAUGUUGGCUCCUUUGGUAGCUGUUUAGGUCGAUUUUAAAGGCUAUCUUUGGAGCUGUUUCAACGGUUUCUGAGCUACUGAUGGUGAUGCAUUGGCUUAGGUGGUUAACUAGUCACUGUAAAUUGAGUCUCUAGGGGUCCUUUUUGUGCUUGGAUUGUCCAAAGAGCUAAACUGGUUUCUCUAAAUGGCAUUUAAGGAACUGAUCAUUUAAGUUUACGUUAACUGGUCAUGUUUUGGUACUUUUUGAGCCUUUCCUACUAUUGCUGUUGCAGUGCAAACACAAGAAAAGGGGUAGUGUCUAUCAACUGUUCUUAGAAAUACAAGAGAAGUUCUCUCUGAAAGUGUUUGGUUUGACAUGAAGUCAGCUCAGCGCUUCGUCACACUGACUUGACUGCAGUUUUUAGUUGUCAUUUGGUUCAGAGUCAUGGAAAGAUAUUCAUGUUGCACAGGAAACAUCCAUAACCUGAGGAUCUCAGUAAAACAGCAUAAAGGUUCAAAGCAUGCAGAGCGCACAUUUCUCAACGUUUAGUCUUAGCCUCUUGUUAGUUUCUUAAAGUAGAAAGUCUUAAAGCUCAUCCUCUUUGCUCAGGGUUUGAUGACGUUUGAUGAAUUGUACGGUGAAACUGUGAGGCUGGUUCUGAAGAUGAUAACAUCUAGUUUGGUAUGCUGAUUCUUUUACUAUAUGAUGUUUUUGAAGCAUUUUAUGUCACUUUUUAGGGUUGGUAAACCAAAGACUGUCCAGCACUUCAGUUAGUCUUAUGAAGUGCAGUGAUAUGAAGAGAGAUCUGUUUGAUUUUAAAUACUUUAUGAGAUGCUUUAGAUGCUGUUAUUCACUUCUCAUAAAUAAAAAACAUCCGGUAGAGGUCUUAUCCUUUUUUAUGUCCUAGAGAGUGAUGGAUUUACUGAGUUUGUGAUGGUUAAAAAUAAUAAUACAUAUUUAAUUGAAGUUUAUUUUACUCACCGCUAACACGCACACUAAAUGCAGCAUACAGUUUGGUCUACUGUACAGGAAUGAGAAAUUUUACACAUUAUGCAUGAUGGAAACAUGAUGGUAAAGAUGAACUACUUAUCCUGAACUAGUUUGUGAAGGUAGAAUCGACUUGGGAUGUAAAGAUACGUCACAGUAAAAAAGAUAUGACCAAUUUGAAAUAGUCUGAGAAAUAUAUAUAUCGGAUGUAAUUGAUUUAACCAGCAGAGGGCGCCAUUUGGCAGUUUUAUUGUCAGAUAAUUGUAAUAAAAGAGUAAUUCAUUUAAAUGGACUUUAUUCUCUUUCUUUAUAUUAGUUAGAAAGCUGAUCUUGUGAUAGGCUCAGUAUCAUGAUACUUGUCAUUUCCUAAGUGGAGUGUAUCUUUACAUCCCUAAAUUUAACAGCAACUUUUGUUAAAUGGGAACAUGGACACCAUAAUAAGCAUGUAACCAGUCUAGCCUCAGGAGCCGCCAGUUUCUUCAAUAACAAAUCGCAACCUGAAAUUUUGAAGUUCAAAACUGUAGAUUUAUUCGUUGAAUAAUGUUGCAAUUUGGAUCUUGGAUGGAAUGAAAUAUGAGAUAAGAGAAAAAACAUGUUUUAUGCUCCAUUUUCCAGUGAUUGCAGAGAUUUUUUUUUGCCAAUUUCCAGAGAUCUGAAGAAAUUACCUUUUUAUCAUGGAAGAAGCAGCUUUGUUAUUGUAUAAGUGAGUUAAAAUAUUAAUGAUAAAACAGUAAAAAUAAAAUACAGUGUAAAAUGAAAUGUAUGGAUGCACUGACUUCAGUUCAUAGAUCUUUUUGCCAACAUUUUUCCAGACACUUGCAACCCACUAAAAACAGCUCUGCAACCCACUUUUGGGUCCUGGCCCACCUGUUGAUAAUCCCAGUUUUGAGACAUUGUGUAAGACAGUAGGAAAAAAAGGACAUUGAUGCCCAUUUUAAUAUCAUGUCAACAAAAUAUAGCAGUCCUAGACACCCCGUAUUGGGUAAAAUCAAGUUUUUAAUCAAGGGUUAUUGUAGGUUAACUCUUACAUCUUUUUUUAAAUUGCACAAAUGCAUUGCUAAAAAACAAAUACCAGGAGUGUUGCUUGCUCUUUUUGAUGGACUCAUUCCUCUCUGUGCUAAUUCUUAUAAAUUGGAUGCUUUUUUUUGUCGCUGUAUUGACACUUUUUGCUUGUGUUAAUCAUUACAAUAACAUCAUAAAACAUAUUGAACAGUAUCAAAAAUUCUGAAAACUUUAAUGCUUAUUUUACAUUGAUAUCAAUUGUAAGCCAAUACCUCCAUAGAAACAACAGUGGCAUGUGUUGGUGUCCAUGUUCCCAUCAUUUAAAGAAAGAGCUUACAGAUGUUUACAAUUGCUCCUAAAAUCCAAAAAGAUAAAAAGAUAAACCAAUAUGCUAACUGAUAAAUGCACAUUAACUGUACAGUGUUUCCCACAGAAUGAUGCCAUACUUGGGUGGCAGAGGGGUUUAUUCAACUCCACCUCAUCUCAGUGGUGUAUGUCUUCUUUAUUUCUGCUCAUUUGACUGCAUUCAUCAGCAGUACAUUAAAGACGCUCAAAUAACAUGACGGCUUUCAAAUGUUUGACUCUCAUAAUAAUUAUAGGUGAGCUGCAUGUGUAUUUACUGGAGGGACGUACUCAGACGGAAAUAUGUUGGACAGAUAUACUUGGGUGACCUUAAAUAUACCUGGGUGGCCCACCCUAGUAUGGUCUAUUUAUGGGAAACACUGGGAGGUCAAACUUGAGUGUACUGAUGUGACUGGGAUAACAUAUAUUAUUUUUGCUGCUUCACUCAGAAAACUCAGGGUCAGCAGCAUUUCAUCCAGACAUCCUACAACUCAAAAAGAGAAAAAUGUUCGACUGAUUGAAAGUUUGCUUCUUCAGAUAUGAUGUAACAGGCUGGUGAACGUACUCAAAUGAGUUGAAGUGAUUUUGGAUUGGAAAAAACAAAACUGUGCGUUGCUGGGGCUGAUUUUGAUCUGUGGACAGUGAACCAAACUUGGUCUCCAGUGCCUUGUGAAAAAUCUCUUUGAUACCCACAAAACUCAGUUUGUGAAAGAGUUAAAGAAGGCAGGCAGUGUUUACAGGUUGUGGCUGUAUUAUCGUCUUUAUUAUCAUCAUUUUCCUCAUAUUCCUAAAGAAGAAUUAACUGUUUCAGUCAUUUUGCAAAUUUGCAGUUUUUCAUAUUUUGUAGCAUUCAAUCUUCAUUUUCAAAUGAUCAAACGACUCCAAUGGUGUAAUUGUCUUUAUUGAGUUAUUUAAAUUGAGUUCUAAAGAAUAGAUUUACUGUCUUCCUUGCUGUUUCUGCAUACGUUGAAGAUUUGGCUCUUUGUUUCACUCGCUCUUCUGCCUCGGCCGUGUAACCGACUUCCAUGCAGCACCGUUCACAACCUUUAACACUUCCUGCCCCACAUUAUUUUUGAUAGCGUUCUAAUUUUUCAUACAUAUUUAUCCAAUUUGAUGCAUCUGUCCUUUUUUGUAGCGUGACCUUUUUCUGAGGAAAUUUCCUAUCUGAAAAGAGAAGUGACUGUUUUAUGAAAUAGCUUACAUGUGGACAAAAGAGGAGUUAUGUACUGUAGCUGCAACUUGUGAAUUCAGAGCACCCCUUUAAAAUUCAAUAAAUUUGAUUUGAUAGAC